Harmonia axyridis is the source of this 446-nucleotide messenger RNA. It is a transcript of the gene Pet117, whose product is annotated as protein PET117 homolog, mitochondrial. Gene Ontology annotation, biological process: mitochondrial respiratory chain complex IV assembly. Bases 160 to 384 code for a protein of 74 amino acids. Lineage: Eukaryota; Metazoa; Arthropoda; Insecta; Coleoptera; Coccinellidae. The transcript has 2 exons. Gene Ontology annotation, cellular component: mitochondrion. The record is from RefSeq and is a predicted model, not a curated record.
AAAAAUUUAAAUUAACCUAAAAGUCGAUUUUAUAUUUAGAUCAUAUUGGAUUAUUGAAAAUUUUAUUAAGAUUAAUAUCAAUUCAACUUAAUGUUACAGAUUGCUUUCUAAUCGUUAAUUCUGUUUGAUGCAAAUGUAAUUUUUUGAAGUUUUAUCAUUAUGUCUCUUAUAGCAAAGCUAGUUUUUGGUUCCUCUUGUUUGUUUUCUGUUACAGUUAUCGGUUAUGUGCAUUAUUCACAAGCUUCAGAAAGAGACAAAAUGUAUGAAGGUGUAAUUCGUGAUAAUGAAAGAAGGCAAAGAAAGGCCGAAAAUCUUUACAUAUUGCAAAAGCAACAAGAGUUGACUGAACAGUUGAAGAAAGAGGAAUCUUUGAAAGAAACUUGAUUUUUCCAAACUCAUAUGAUUUAUUGUACAUAUAAUAGUUCUAUUAAAUUAUGAUGAAUUGA